Apaloderma vittatum (bar-tailed trogon) is the source of this 1313-nucleotide messenger RNA. RefSeq names its product interleukin 1 receptor accessory protein-like 1 (gene IL1RAPL1). NCBI's taxonomy places the organism in Eukaryota, Metazoa, Chordata, Aves, Trogoniformes, Trogonidae. The record is from RefSeq and is a predicted model, not a curated record. Gene Ontology annotation, biological process: signal transduction; negative regulation of exocytosis. The annotation marks the transcript as partial. The transcript is spliced from 5 exons.
GCGGUUCUGCUAAUCUAACCUGCCGAGCUUUCUUUGGAUAUAGUGGAGAUGUCAGUCCUUUAAUCUACUGGAUGAAAGGGGAGAAGUUUAUUGAAGAUUUGGAUGAUAGUCGAGUCUGGGAAAGUGACAUCAGGGUUCUCAAGGAGCAUCUUGGGGAACAGGAGGUUUCCAUCUCAUUGAUUCUUGACUCUGUGGAAGAGGCAGACCUGGGGAAUUACUCAUGCUAUGUUGAGAAUGGAAAUGGACGCCGACAUGCCAGUAUUCUUCUACAUAAAAGGGAGCUGAUGUACACAGUUGAGCUUGCUGGUGGGCUUGGUGCUAUUCUGCUGCUGCUUGUUUGUCUGGUAACUAUCUACAAGUGUUACAAGAUAGAGAUUAUGCUUUUCUACAGGAAUCAUUUUGGAGCUGAAGAACUAGAUGGAGACAACAAAGACUAUGAUGCAUAUCUAUCUUAUACCAAAGUGGAUCCUGACCAGUGGAAUCAAGAAACUGGAGAAGAAGAAAGAUUUGCUCUUGAGAUCCUACCAGACAUGCUUGAAAAGCAUUAUGGAUACAAAUUGUUCAUACCAGACAGGGAUUUGAUUCCCACAGGAACUUACAUUGAAGAUGUGGCAAGAUGUGUAGACCAAAGCAAGCGACUGAUCAUCGUCAUGACUCCAAAUUAUGUGGUAAGAAGAGGCUGGAGCAUCUUUGAACUGGAAACAAGGCUUCGAAACAUGUUAGUUACUGGUGAAAUCAAAGUGAUCCUCAUUGAAUGCAGUGAACUACGAGGAGUUAUGAACUACCAGGAGGUUGAGGCCCUGAAACAUACCAUCAAGCUCCUCACUGUCAUUAAAUGGCAUGGACCAAAAUGCAACAAGUUGAAUUCCAAGUUCUGGAAACGUUUACAGUAUGAAAUGCCUUUUAAGAGGAUUGAACCCAUCUCACACGAGCAGGUUUUAGAUGUCAGUGAGCAGGGGCCCUUUGGGGAACUGCAGACAGUCUCUGCAAUUUCCAUGGCUGCUGCCACCUCCACUGCUCUUGCCACUGCCCACCCAGACCUGCGCUCCACCUUUCAUAACACAUAUCAUUCGCAGAUGCGCCAGAAACACUAUUAUCGAAGCUAUGAAUACGAUGUACCUCCUACCGGCACCCUGCCACUUACCUCAAUAGGUAACCAGCAUACCUACUGCAACAUCCCUAUGACACUUAUAAAUGGGCAGCGGCCACAGACAAAAACUAACAGGGAGCAGAAUCCAGAAGAGGCUCACACAAACAGUGCGAUCCUGCCCCUCUUGCCACGGGAGACCAGUAUAUCAAGUGUCAUUUGGUGA